Molecule: messenger RNA, 3642 nt
Organism: Beta vulgaris subsp. vulgaris (sugar beet)
Lineage: Eukaryota; Viridiplantae; Streptophyta; Magnoliopsida; Caryophyllales; Amaranthaceae
Product: vacuolar protein-sorting-associated protein 11 homolog
Exons: 6
Coding region: 393-3230 (945 amino acids)
Biological process (GO): organelle fusion; vesicle-mediated transport; vacuole organization
Cellular component (GO): HOPS complex; endosome
Molecular function (GO): protein-macromolecule adaptor activity; protein binding
Source: RefSeq, a predicted model, not a curated record
CACCACCCAACAACCCAUAGCGGAACUAGCUGCGGAGACCUGGACAUAUGUCCCCCACUUUGGAAAAAAAUAUUUCACAGAUUUUUUUUAUUUGAAAAAAAUGAAAGAAACGUUGCAAAAUGUGUGAAAUUGACAACAACAAAAAAAAAAAAAAACAAAAAAACGAAGAGAGAAAUUGAGAAACGAAGGAAGGAGAGAAACACUAAGCCGCAACCAUCCUGUUGGAACCCAGAGCAGUAGCGCCCCUGCCGGAACCCAGCCACGGUCACCGCAUUCGCUGUCUGCCUCCAGCCAUCCAGUUGCCGCCCGGAACGCCGGCCAAUCGCCGCAAAAAUGAGUUGUUUUAUUUUCUAAACCCUAAGUUUUAAUUCAAUUUUUGUUGAGGAAUCAUCAUGUAUCAAUGGCGGAAAUUUGAGUUCUUUGAGGAGAAAUAUGGAGGUAAAUUCAAGGUACCUGAGGAAAUUACUGGGGAAAUCAAUUGUUGUUCAAGUGGAAGAGGAAAAGUUUCCAUCGGAUGUGAUGAUGGAACUGUUAGUAUUCUUGAUCGAGGUUUUAAGUUCAAUUAUGCAUUUCAGGCUCACUCUUCUUCUGUCCUUUUUCUGCAACAACUCAAGCAACGUAAUUACCUUCUUACUAUUGGCCAAGAUGAACAAAUAUCCCCACAGGCAUCAGCAAUGUGUCUGAAGGUUUUUGACCUUGAUAAGACACAAAUGGAGGGUACAAGCACUAGCGCAGCAGUUCCUGAUUGUGUUCAGAUAUUACGUGUAUUCACUAAUCAGUUCCCCGAAGCUAAGAUUACAUCCUUUUUAGUUCUAGAGGAAGCUCCACCUAUACUUCUCAUAGCUAUUGGAUUGGACAAUGGAGGCAUCUACUGCAUCAAAGGAGACAUAGCUCGUGAGCGAAUUACCCGAUUUACUCUUUGGGUGGAAAAUGCCUCAACAGGUCAUGCUGCUGUCACUGGACUUGGGUUUAGAAAUGAUGGUCCAGCCACUCAACUCUUUGCAGUUACUCCAUCUGCUGUCAGUUUGUUCAACCUGCAAUACCAACCAGCAAAGAGGCAAACCUUGGAUCGGAUUGGAUGUACUACAAAAAGUGUUGCAAUGAGUGACCGCUCGGAGCUAAUACUUGGUCGGCCUGAAGCUGUGUAUUUUUAUGAAGAUGAUGGACGUGGUCCUUGCUGGGCGUUUGAAGGAGAGAAGAAGCUCCUUGGAUGGUUUCGUGGAUAUCUUUUGUGCGUGAUUGAAGAUCAAAGAAGUACGAAGAAUACGUUUAAUAUAUAUGACCUGAAAAACCGUUUAAUAGCACAUAGUGCUACGGUUAAUGAAGUCUCACACAUGCUCUGUGAAUGGGGAAACAUAAUUCUCGUCAUGGCUGAUAAAUCUGCCAUCUGUGUUGGAGAGAAGGACAUGGAGAGCAAGUUAGAUGUGCUUUACAAGAAGAAUCUAUAUUCUGUGGCUAUCAAUCUUGUUCAAACUCAGCAAGCUGAUGCUGCUGCAACUGCUGAAGUGCUUCGCAAAUAUGGUGAUCACUUGUACAGCAAGCAGGAAUAUGAUGAGGCUAUGGCUCAGUACAUCCACACCAUUGGUCACCUUGAACCUUCUUUUGUGAUACAGAAAUUUCUGGAUGCUCAGAGAAUCCACAAUCUGACCAAUUACUUGGAAAGUUUACAUGAAAAGGGGCUCGCAUCAAAAGAUCAUACUACUCUUUUGUUGAAUUGCUACACAAAAUUGAAAGAUGUUGAUAAGUUGAACUAUUUUAUCAAAAGUGAGGAUGGUGGGGAACACAAGUUUGAUGUAGAGACUGUGAUACGAGUCUGCCGUGCUGCCAAUUAUCAUGAACAUGCAAUGUAUGCUGCUAAAAAGGCAGGCAGGCAUGAGUUGUACCUGAAGAUUCUGCUAGAAGAUCUUGGUAGAUAUGAUGAAGCCUUACAGUAUAUUUCAAGCCUCGAUCCAAGUCAAGCCGGGGUUACAGUUAAGGAAUAUGGCAAAAUUCUCAUAGAACACAAACCAAGGGAGACCAUACUAAUACUCCUGAAGCUCUGUACUGAGGAGGUGAAACCAACCAAAAAGGGUACCUUAACCAUGUUACCAUCUCCUGUUGAUUUCCUCAAUGUUUUUGUACACCAUCCACGAUCAUUGAUGGAUUUUCUUGAGAAAUACACUGAUAAAGUGAAGGACACACCUGCACAAGUGGAAAUCAUCAAUACCCUGUUGGAAUUAUAUUUGUCCCAGGAAUUGACCUUCCCAUCAAUGUCGCAGUACAGCUUCAAUGGAGAUCUUGAUGAUAAAGAAAGGAUAUCAUCUGGAAUUCCAGUAAGGUCGAAACCUUCGUCGAACGGAAAACUAACAUUGGAUGAUGACAAGGGUCUUGCUAUAAGACGUGAGAAAGGGUUACGCUUGCUUCGAAGUGCAUGGCCAUCUGACCAGGAAAAUCCACUUUAUGAUGUUGAUCUUGCUAUAAUCCUCUGUGAAAUGAAUGCAUUUAGAGAAGGGCUUUUGUUUAUAUACGAGAGAAUGAAACUGUACAAAGAGGUGAUUGCUUGCUACAUGCAGGCUCAUGACCAUGAGGGAUUGAUUGCAUGCUGCAAGAGGCUUGGAGAUUCAGGUAAAGGUGGAGAUCCCACUCUUUGGUCAGACGUAAUAAAAUACUUUGGUGAACUUGGAGAAGAUUGCUCAAGAGAAGUUAAAGAGGUCUUGAAAUAUAUUGAGAGGGAUGACAUUUUGCCACCUAUUGUUGUUCUUCAAACACUCUCCCAAAAUCCAUGCCUUACUCUAUCUGUAAUGAAGGAUUAUAUCGCUCGUAAGCUUGAACAAGAGUCAAAAGUAAUUGAAGAGGAUAGGCGGGCUGUUGAAAAAUAUCAGGAGGAUACAUCAGCAAUGAGGAAAGAAAUUGAGGAUCUGAGGACAAAUGCAAGAAUUUUCCAGCUCAGCAAGUGUACUAAGUGCACUUUCACGCUUGAUCUUCCAGCGGUCCAUUUUAUGUGCAUGCAUUCAUACCAUCUACAUUGCCUUGGUGACAAUGAAAAAGAGUGUCCAGAGUGUGCUCCUGAGUACAGGUCUGUGCUGGAAAUGAAGAGAAGCUUGGAACAGAAUUCUAAAGACCAAGAUCAGUUCUUUCAGAAAGUUAAGAGCUCCAAAGAUGGAUUUUCUGUUAUUGCUGAUUAUUUUGGAAAGGGAAUUAUUAGCAAGACAAAACCUGAUGGAAAUACUUCUUCAGGCAAUGGCUUUUGAGGCUGAGGUAUUCAAGAUUUUGUUGUGGUUUCUUAUAUUCCCGACUGGUUACCCCGAUUCAGGGGAGCGACCGGGUUAAUAUUAAUGUUUUCUGGGAUUGUAUGGCAGUAAUAAGGUUGUAUUAUAUGCCCAAGUUAUGAUUAGCUCAGCUCGUGAACACGUUGAACUAAGAUUAUCUAGGGGUCGCUUGGCUGCGUUUUUAACUGUUGUUUGUUAUGUGUCGAGGAUUGAAUUCUGGGCAUAUUUUGAGUGAUGAUUGAUACUGACGUAUUCGCGCUAGUUUGAAGACUUAAAGGUACCAGCUUAAUCUAUUAUUUCUUGUUCAUGAUGCUGAAAACUGAGGAAAUUUUGUAUAUUCAGAAAGGAAUAGUUUUUUCUUCAAUAAGAUGUAAAAGGAAGUUUUGUUUUGCUA